Messenger RNA from Condylostylus longicornis, 2055 nucleotides. Its product is annotated as carboxypeptidase Q-like. Gene Ontology annotation, biological process: proteolysis; peptide catabolic process. The coding region runs from base 424 to 1929 and encodes 501 amino acids. Lineage: Eukaryota; Metazoa; Arthropoda; Insecta; Diptera; Dolichopodidae. The record is from RefSeq and is a predicted model, not a curated record. Gene Ontology annotation, molecular function: metallodipeptidase activity. The transcript is spliced from 7 exons.
UUUGGCACGUUAUAAUAUUUUUUUAAUGCUUUAUUUUAAUUUGGCAUUAAUAUUCGAUUUGACGAACAACUUAAAUUAAAAUCAUAACUUUAAUUUUGUUUUACAUUGAUAAUUUUUGUUUGAAAUAGUUUUAUUCAUUCAUUACUUAUACAUAUUUCGAAAAUUUUGAUGUGUUGGCAUUGAAUAAUUAUAGUGAACGAAAGUGUAAUUAAAUUUUAAUGUGAUUGAGCUGUGUUCGAAAAAUUUUCUUGCAUCAUAAUAGGCGUAUAAGGAAUAAAGUUUAUUCCAAAGGCAAUUGAAAUAUGUAAUUAUUAAUUUUUUUUACGUUAAGGUAUUAUUAACUUUUACUUUUAAAAAUUAUGUUAAAAAAAUAAUAAACAUUUGUUUAAAAACAAGCAAUAAAAUAAGUUAAUCGCUGGUACCAUGAUAAAUAUGUUUUACACAAUUCGUAUGGGUUGUCGUCUGAUCCUCAUUUUUCUUGGGAUAAUUUCAAUUAAAGUAACUCAUGGUGGAAUUUUUGACAAUAGAGUUGAUACGCCAAAUUUUCAAAAUAAUUUAAAAGAUGAAAUUGAUUAUGAUCAAUGCAAUUUACCUAUAAAUUUAAAGGAUGAAAUUGCAGGAUAUCAAAAUGUUGUUAAUGAAAUUAUUCACGAAAUAGUGAACGGAAAAUUUUCGGGUGAUACCUAUAAAAGUUUACGGAAUAUGACGGAUAUUUGUGGAUCAAGAUUAGCUGGUUCAGAAAAUUUGGAGACGGCAAUCGAUUAUAUGAUUAAAGAAUUUGAAAAUAAUAAUUUGGAAAAUGUUCAUACAGAAAAUGCUCCAGUGACACAUUGGGUUCGAGGAUUCGAAAUGGCUCAAAUGGUUUAUCCAAGAAAGGCUAAUUUACCAGUUCUUGGACUAGGCAGAAGUAUUGCAACGCCAUCUCAAGGAAUUAUCGCAGAUGUUAUUGCUGUUGAAAGUUUCGAAGAAUUAAGAAGUUUGCCAGAUGAUGAGGUUAAAGGAAAAAUCGUCGUGUAUGCUCAAAAAUGGAAAAGUUAUGGAGAAACUGUGCAAUAUAGAUCAAGAGGUGCAAUAGAGGCAUCUAAAAAAGGUGCAGUUGCUGCAUUAGUAAAAACAAUAGCACCGUUUUCAAUUGGUUCCCCACAUACUGGUUCACAAAAUUACCAAAGUGGAGUGAAACCAAUUCCGGUUGGUUGUAUUACUAUUGAGGAUGCCAAUAUGAUAUUAAGAUUAUCUCGCAUUAGUAAAAUACAGAUACAUUUAGUAAUGCAUGAUAAAAAUUUACCAGAUGCAAUAUCUAGAAAUUUAAUUGGUGAAUUUGUUGGAAAGAAUAAUUUAUCUAAUAAGUCUGUUGUGGUUUUAUCUGGCCAUAUUGAUAGUUGGGAUGUUGGUGUUGGCGCAAUGGAUGAUGGUGGUGGUGCAUUUAUAUCAUGGAAAUCAUUAGAAUAUUUAAAAAAACUUGGACUUAGGCCAAAACGUACUUUAAGAGCAAUUUUAUGGACUGGCGAAGAAUUCGGUUAUUUAGGUGCAAGUCAAUAUCAUAAAGACCAUAAAGAGACAGAAGAAGAAGAAUUUAAUUUUAUGAUGGAAUCAGAUAGUGGUACAUUUACGCCAUUAGGAUUAGGUUUUAGUGGUAAUAAUGAAGCAAAAUGCAUUCUAAAAGAGAUUCUAAAGUUAAUGAAGAAUUUAAAUGCAACACGCCUUUAUAAUGGUGCUGAUACACCAGAUUUAGGUUUUUGGUUGAAUCGAGGAUUUCCGGGAGCUUCACUAAAAAAUGCAAAUGAAAAAUAUUUUUGGUUCCAUCAUAGUGCUGGAGAUACCAUGGAAGUUUUAAAUUCAGAUGAUCUUGAUAAAGCAACAGCGUUAUUUUCUGCUACUGCUUUUGUAAUUGCCGAUUUAAGCAUUGAUAUUCCUCGAACUUUAGUUUAGAGUUGUGGGAUAAAAAAAAAAUAAUUUUUAAAAUGAUUCCGUUCGAGCAAUUUUAUUUUGUCUCAAAAAUAAAAUAAAAUGAAUUAGAUAAAGCAUUUUAGCGUUUUUAAUAAUCAAUUUGACAAC